CCAACUCCCACCCCCAAAAAUAUAGCCACCACCCCUCGAUCUUCGCGACCGCCAACCACAUCGCUGCUUUCUCCCCGAAGCAGAGCUGUCUGGUCCCUUUGAUUGUUUCCAGUUGGGUGGGGACGAUCUCUCUUGGUUUUGCGAGUAGGAGGGGAUUCCCGAUCUUCCUUCCCGUGAGAAAUCCACACCAUUUCCUUAGCAGAAAAAACCACUUCCCUAGGGAACCCAGACGUUUCUGACCAUCGUGUUAGACCAGCCACUCCACUUGGAAACCUUCCUAGUGCCCUCCGGUCCUUUGGAAACUCGAACCGCUAUCUACUAGGCUUUAUUCUCUCUCGACCUGCCUACAGCGCACGGCUCAUCGUGUCCCCACUGGUCCUGACUCCGAGCGACUUUCCCUAUGGCGAAUUACGUUUUUCAAAGAUAUGUCGUCUUUCUUUUUGGGCUUGUGUGAAGUGGGAUUAUUGAGUGGCAUUUUAUCGCUUCGAAUCUCGGUUUUUGUCUUGUGAAAACUCGCACUCUUGUCAAUUUUGACCGUGCACUAUCUCUCGUCGGGUUUCCUCCCAUUCUUUGAGAUCCAUCAUUACCUAUCCAGUCCUCACAUCAACAAAAGAAGAGCCAAUAGGUGCAUCUUGAUCGUUCGCCAAGGGGGAAGAAAGUUUCGAUCCAACCAUGACAUCGCAAGGAUCUACAAGCGGCGACAACCGCCUCUCUUUUGCAAAGAUCGCUGCAAUGAUCCCGCCACCACAUUCGGAAGAUUAUGUCGCAUCUGAUGAAAAGAAUGGUGUACAGUCAGCCGAGGAACCGGCAUGUUCCGAAUCACAGGGCCCGAAAGAUGCCCUUCCGAGCCAGGAAAGCUCAGUCCCGGGUGAGGCAAAUCCUGUCGAUCGAAACGUCGACAGUCUAUCACGGGCAGUGCACGACGUGCAUAUCAUGGGGAAAAAGGGUCAAGAGAGCCCCGACUUUUCUGAAGCUCGAGACGCUGGGACUCUGAAACGGGAAGCGUCUUUCGAAGACGAUCGUACACAUCUAUCGAACUCUUCGACCAAGCCGACCAGCUUCGAUUCCAAGAGCAUGGCAUCGGUCACCACUUUCGCAAUGGAUGAGAAAGACUCCUUGCGUCCUGACGAUAGCGCCAGCGUUCAGGCUGUCGACGAGGAGGAAAGUCUCUCGGGAGUGGCCUCGGGUGCACCCAAUUCGCUGACCGGGUCCGAGGCCGGCGCUCGGGGAUUCAGAGACUUGCAGAGGGCUCGAGCAACGUUGCAAAACAUGGGCCCUGUCUACGAUGGCGGUCAGAGAACCAACGGUGUCGUCAUGCCCGAUUCAGUAUCUAACAAUUACGUUGUGUCAAAUACCGAUUCCUUCUCCGGAGGCCAGCCCAUACCAAUGCACCCAUUCCCUCUAGAUCCGGACGAGAAGCUUCUGGAAGCGAUGAAAUCUCCAAAGGAUCGCCUUUUGAUUUUGCAAUUGGAAGAUAGAGUGCGAAAUUUCAUCGAGAAGUCCACGGAUCAAUCCUUGGAACUGCCACCAUCCAAUGCCUUCGGGCGACUCCUCGCGCAUAAGCUGGGUGAUUACUACCACUUAACUCACUUUGUGGAUAACAAUGUGACGUCCGUCCGGCUACAUCGAACACCUUUCUGUCGACUACCUACUCCUCUCUCUACCUUGCACGCUGCCACGAACAUUACACCACCCCCGGCCAUGCCUGCUAUGAAAAUCAUGCGCCGAACAGAUAGUGAACGGCCUUCUGCGGAAGGGAGUACGGCGGCAAGCUCGGGAUUUCUUUCCAAAAAUGGGUCAGAGGCUGGUGACAGUGGAAAUGAUGGAGAGCGUGGCAGCUCUUCGGCCGGAGCAACGCCGGCCAAAGACCGCAUGAUCUUGACCCGGGAGGAGCGCGAGGCUAAAUAUCAUGAAGUCAGGGAGAGAAUCUUCCGCGAUUUCCCUGAUUCAAAGUCUUCCGACAACACGGGUGGUGACCAAGGCGCCAAUAUGUCGCGAUCGAGUUCAACCAAUGGGCGCAAGAAGACACAGAGACAGAAGACUCCUCACGAUGACAGCUUUGAAGUGCGUUCUCAGUUUAACGCCUACUACCCCGGCAUGCACUAUGGUCAAGGCGUACUCCCAUACAACGUGGCUAUGAAUGACUCGUCGUUUCCCAACCAACCCUGCAUGGUAGGCCCCGGCGUGUCCCCGCCGGGAAUGGGAUACGUGCACAGUGGUCAGACCGGCGGCAUGUUUUCUGCUCCUAUGAAUUCCAUGCCGCAAUACCCCAUGCCCACGUCCCCGCAAAUGACUGCCAGUGGUCCCUGGCAAAACGGGGCUAUGGCCCAACAAUCUCCCUACUCUGGGUAUGCCACCAUAAACCAGUCACCUGCGAUGGCGGCGGCCAAGCCGUCUCCGACCAUAAACAACUACCCCAUGCCAGGUGCCGCGCAGUUCCAACAGGCGCCAUCGUCCUGGACUCCUUCCCCUUAUCACGGAGGAUAUCAGCAAACAACCCAUCGGAAUCAUCCGCCAGUUCCCUGGCAAAACUACUCGUCGCAACCCCUCAACCCGACCUCGUACCCCUACACUCAAUACCCGGGCCAGCCGAUGAACCCGGGAGUACAGAACCCUUCGGGUGCACAUCCCUUGCCUGGCAGCUUCACACGUCCAUCUUUCAAUCCCCAGACACGCUCGUUUGUCCCGGGCGGCGCUCCUUUGGCUCGGCACCCGAGCAAAGGCAAUCAAAACGGCAUCAACCCGUAUGCGGCCAUGCAGGCUGGCAUCCCACCCCCAGGAGCAGUCUUAGGAGGGCGAGAUUCGAUUGCGAAAUGGGGAACACCGUCUCAUCUCCCCCCUAAGCCACCACCAUCUGAAGUUCCGUCUGACUUUGACCUAAAGCACCGGGCUACUGGUGGCACCACUCACGCGUACUCCAACAAUAACAACAACGCACCAAAUCCGAAUAAAGGCCCGCUUGUUGUUUCUGGAGGCACGUCUCUCCCGCGGGCUAACUAGGGCCGCGCUGCCUUGUAUCCUCUAGCGAGGGGGUGUUAGAAUUCUUGAACAUCUGCCUCAAAAGAAAAAUAUCAAAGAAAUGGUCAACCCACGUUACAUGUUUGGUCACAAUUCCUAUUCAAACCAGCUAUUCUCUCUUCGAUUGGUUGAGUUGUAUAUGGCAAAAAUAAUCAUCUGGUCUUACUACGGAUUGAAGCAAUGCACGAGACGAUUAGCGGAUUGCAAACUCUUCCGGCUUGUCUGCGACGUCAUCUACCAUAAGCGGUUGAAUUGGUUGUUCCUCCUGGUAGUUAUCAUGUACGUUUAGAUUUUGCCGGACGUUAAGGUUGAAGAUACUGGUUUUAAAGAUAAACAAGGCUUAAGAACUCCAAAUGAAGAGUCUUUUUAUUACUUCGGAUUAUAAUGCUUAAGUAGGGACAGUGCAAAUCAUAGGAGAACCCCAGCCCCAAUUCGGAGGGGAAACAGACUGGCAAUCUGCAUACCAAGACAGCUAGAAUUACACGGAUCAUGACGGUCAAACAGGAAGUAAACUAGACAGAGAACGGAACAGAAAGGGAAAAUAAAUGGUUAGAUACAAGGACACUCAGCAAGAGAAGGCACCAGACAGGAAGCCCCAGACUGGUCAUAACAACUCCCUCUCUCCCUCUUCCUCUCUCUUUUCGCCCUCCGCUGCACCCAUUGCCCAAGCAAGAAAGAAUGAGCCGGGAUAUGCAACAUGCGACUUUAGAAAAUCAACACACUCACACGCACGCAUUAUUGCUUAUUCAUUGCUUCUCACCCGCCCCCUUGGCAGGCUUAUCCGCCUUCUUGUCAUUGAGCCCUAACCGACCAAUUUCCCGCUCGAGGUCCUCGACGCCGUCCUUUCGGAACUGCGUCACCUUGCGCACGUUCAUGGUGGUCAACUCGUUGAGGGUCUCGAGGCCUUGCGACCGUUGUCGGGCGAUGGUGCGGGCUGUCAGGGCAAAGCGCAUGUCCUUGGGACCGUCGACCAGUUCCAGGAUGGCGCUGGGCGCCUGGUCGUCUUUCUUGGGUUCGACGCGCAAUACCCGGGUGUAGCCGCCGGGGCGUUCGGCGUAGCGUUCGCGCAGCGAGCCGAAGAGUUUGGGGAGCAUCUCAUGGGGGGUCUGUUAGUGGGGGUGAGAGUUAGUUUCGUUGUUUCUUUGCUUUCUUCUUGGUCUGGGAUGAGGUUGUAGUAGUAGGACGCUGUGUAUUUUGAUGAGGGUACCAUUUCCCCGACAAAAAGAUCGAGAGAAAAAGAAGAAGAGAAAACUCCAACGAUUCAACACAACAACUGAGGGACCACACGGUGCACACAUACGUAGAAAAUUGACAAGGCGCGUUUCCGGCUGGACUCGGUGUUCUUCUUGCCCAGGGUAAUCAGUUUCUCGGCCAGUCGCUGGGCCUCUUUGGCCUUGGGCCAUGUCGUUGUGAUGGACUCAUGUUUGAUCAGGGAGGUGACCAGGUUGCGGAGCAGGGCCUGUCGAUGCGACGACUUGCGGCCAAGAUGGCGAAAAUUGCCUCCACCUCCGGCCAUUGUGAGGAUGUUUUGACGGUGCUUCUUUUAAUUCGGUGAUCGGAAGUAGUUUUUUUUCUAGCCAAGUCCGGGGGACAGGCAGGGGUGAGGGAGUAGCCAAUUAACGAAGCCGAACGAGUCCAGUGGUGCCGCAGACGAACGCAAUUCGAGGGAGGAAAGAUUGAGGGCGAAGUUGUCAAGACUGAAGAGGUCACGGAGGAGUUGAUGCCUGGAGGAUCAGGACGUGCAACUGAAAGGGAAGAUUCGACGUUCCCGCCGCAGCCAAUCGGAGUGGUGGAAGCGACCAGUCCCGAUCAGCCCAGACUUUCUUCGCUUUUCCCGU
Molecule: messenger RNA, 4856 nt
Organism: Aspergillus melleus
Lineage: Eukaryota; Fungi; Ascomycota; Eurotiomycetes; Eurotiales; Aspergillaceae
Product: putative R3H domain protein
Exons: 4
Coding region: 673-3000 (775 amino acids)
Biological process (GO): galactose metabolic process
Molecular function (GO): nucleic acid binding
Source: RefSeq, a predicted model, not a curated record